Molecule: messenger RNA, 2892 nt
Organism: Papilio polytes (common Mormon)
Lineage: Eukaryota; Metazoa; Arthropoda; Insecta; Lepidoptera; Papilionidae
Gene: capt
Product: adenylyl cyclase-associated protein 2
Exons: 9
Coding region: 39-1709 (556 amino acids)
Biological process (GO): regulation of adenylate cyclase activity; cell morphogenesis; cytoskeleton organization
Cellular component (GO): cytoplasm
Molecular function (GO): actin binding; adenylate cyclase binding
Source: RefSeq, a predicted model, not a curated record
UGUGUGAACUGAACAUUAAUUAUUGUGCCGGUUAAGUAAUGGCUGAUAAUGAUCAGAUCCCAAAUAUGAGGAAUAUUAUAAGAAUGUUCGAAGCCCGAACAACUAUCGAGGAUGUGUGCACUGAGGAAUCGGCAAUGGACACCGAUAUAUCCGAAAGGGCAAAUGGUAGUGAAGGCGAGCAGUUAGUCGGAGGUAGCAACCCAGCUGCCGAUUUCGAGGCUCUUAUUGAGCGUCUAGAGCGUGUGACUUCACGGCUAGAGCGACUCCCCGCGCUGCGCUCCCGCCCACUCACACCCCCGCAGUCGCCGGCACCUCAACCGUCGGCACCUGAGUCCCCGGCACCACAGUCGACGGCACCUCAGUCUCCGGCACCAACGCCGCCACAGGAAACAGUAGAGCUCCCAGAGACGCCAGUGGAAGACAGCAUGAGUGUCAACGGGUAUCAGGAUUUGAUGCAGGGCCCUUUGCGGACGUACUUGGAGCUGUCUCAGCAGAUCGGCGGCGAUGUGGCCACUCACGCCAACCUUGUCAACGAGGCUUUCCAAGCCCAGCUUCGCUACAUUCAAUUGGCGCAAUCUCGAAGCAAACCAUCGCAAGCUGAAGAAAUGCAGCUUUUAGCUCCGACUAGCGAAAAGAUAUCUGCUAUACAGCAGUUCAGGGAGAAGAAUCGAGUUUCGUCGUUCUUCAACCAUCUGUCAGCGAUAUCCGAGAGUAUUCCGGCUCUGGGCUGGGUGGCGGUGUCGCCGACGCCAGCACCAUACGUCAAAGAGAUGAACGACGCUGGCCAGUUCUACACGAACAGAGUCCUCAAGGAGUGGAAAGAGAAGGACAAGAGACACGUUGAGUGGUGCCGCGCCUGGGUCCAGCUGCUGUCUGACCUUCAGGCCUAUGUUAAGCAGCAUCAUACCACCGGACUCGUCUGGUCUGGCCGGGGUGCCGGUGCCCCGCCCCCGCCCCCGCCCGGCGGCCUGCCCCCGCCGCCGCCCGUGCUGCCCGAGGCAGACUUCGCCAACCUCAGCGUCGACGACCGCAGUGCUCUCUUCGCUGAGAUCAACCAGGGAGAGGGCAUCACCAGUAACCUGCGCAAGGUGACAGCGGACAUGCAAACACACAAGAACCCUACCCUGCGCCAGGGGCCGGCGCCCUUCAAGGCGGCGCACUCCGCCCCCGCCCCCGCCCCAGCCCCCGCCAAGCCGCUGCCGCAGCCCGGCGCCGGCCAGCUGGACAAGCCGCCCGUCUUCACACGCGACGGCAAGAAGUGGCUCAUUGAAUACCAGAAGGGCAACUCCAACUUGGUGGUAGAGAAUGCGGAUAUGAACAAUGUGGUGUAUAUGUACCGCUGCCGCGACUCUGCUCUCACUGUGCGCGGCAAGAUCAACGGCGUCGUGUUGGACUCCUGCACCAAGUGUGCUGUCGUCUUCGACAACCUCGUCUCUAGUGUUGAAUUCGUCAACUGCCAGUCGGUGCAGAUGCAGGUGCUGGGCAAGGUGCCGACUAUCUCCAUCGACAAAACGGACGGCUGUCAGAUCUACCUGUCGCAGGAUUCCCUCGAGGUUGAGAUCGUCAGCUCCAAGUCCUCGGAGAUGAACGUUCUCGUGCCCAAAGCUAAUGGCGAUUAUUCGGAGCACCCGAUCCCGGAGCAGUUCAAGACGGUGUUGAACAAGCCGCCGACCGGCCUCACCACCACGCCGGUCGAGAACAAGGGUUAAUCCCCCACGGGGUAUGCCCGCACUGAGCCCCACACCCGGAACACACAUAGGAACACCAUUAUACAACGGUCUGAUUAAAUUUACCUAACUCGAUCCGCCGCACUUCAAACAACGUUAUUUAAACGUAUUUCAAUAAAUUGUACACUCAAUAUGAACAGAGAUUACGCAAAUUGUCAUAAGGCCUCGAAAUAAGUACAUAAAUAGUUAAUUUCGAAUACUAUGACCACAUUUCUACAUUUCUCAGCAGAUUAGCAUUAAAAAAAAAUUCGUAAAUUUCAAUUAUCUAACCUUUUUCACUAUUCUUAACUACAUUUUGUGAUUUUUAAAAAUAAUUUGCGUAAUCUUGUCUUGACGUUGUUUGUUCACAUAAAGCACAAAAUAACAUUAAUUAUAAAAUAAGUUUCCGGAUGUGAAACGAUUCAGUCCUUUUAAUUCGUUUGUUGCUCACUUCGCUCGAUCAUUAGCGUUUAAGAUAUAAAUAAUGACGUAGACAUAACUGUAAUUCAAGUAUUUACUCGCCCUUAUAUUUAAUGUUCCUCGCACUCUAUGAAAUAAUACAUCUACUAACAUACAUUGUGAAGAAACUACUGAAUUACUUCAUACUAUGCAAAAUAAUAAAACAUGUUUCUGUAAAUGUUUCUCAAUGUAGACAGAACAUCACCUCUGUAUUUGUCUUGUCAUCUGUCGCUGUUUAGUUUUGUUAUAGCACGAAAAUUUGUGACAAAAUAAUCGACAUUUGUAUCAGUUUUGUGCUACAGUAAAGUACUGAUAAACAUACAAUUUCUUGUCGAAGUAAUUUGUUGUAAAUUUUCGUGCUAGACCUCCGAAACUUAGUGUGCGAUACCGCUCGGUAUGUUAAGGUUAGCUUAAGAGUGUGACGUCAUGAGUUUGAUAUAAAACUCUGCAUUUUCUAUAUUAUUGGCUGUAACUAAAGUGAAAUAUAACCCCGAUAAACGUAACCGUAUUUGGGCGUACUCUAGUAUUAAUUACUUUAUGUAUUGUCUCAUUGUGAUUGUGUAAGUUAAAUUACUGGAACCGAGUCUGUUUUCAUCUAAAAUCCAUAUUACGUCGAAGUUAUUACGCUAUUUAUAUAGUAAUCAGUUUUCGUAACAAUUUUAUUAAUGUAACAAUGUGACAUUAUUUAUUACGCCAUUCUUAUUUGAAGUUUAUAUUUUUUAAUUUA